AUCAAUGCGCGAACGCGCCAGUCGUGCAUACAGGUGGCGCGCGCGCUGACGUUUCCACCACGCCCGCAGUGUAGCCAGUUCAUCGUACGCGGGAAAGUAAUCGCAAAUUAUACAAUUAGCAAAAUGAAUCGCGAAGCAAGGGAAAGAAUAAUCGCCGAUACCUUUGAGAAGUAUAAAAUUUCUGAAUGGGGAGCAAGAACGUGCGCUCAAGUGGCUACGAAUGUGGUGGAACAGAAGCAUACAGUAUCGCGGGCGAAGAGGAGCCGCGCGCUGGGCAGCCGCGCUUUCCGUGGCAGUACCGUUUGGCUGACCGGCCUCAGCGGGGCUGGCAAGACCACUAUUGCGUUCGCGCUAGAAGCCUACUUGGUGUCUAAAGGUAUUCCCACAUACGCGCUAGACGGGGACAACAUCCGCACGGGCCUCAACAAGAACCUUGGGUUCUCGAAGCAGGACCGCGAGGAGAACAUCCGGCGAGUUGCGGAGGUGGCCAAACUGUUUGCGGACAGCGGCCAUGUGUGCCUUUGCAGUUUCGUGUCGCCGUUUGCAGAGGACCGAGAAGUCGCGCGCCGUACACAUACGGACUCUGGUUUCCCGUUCUUCGAGGUUUUCAUCGACACCCCGUUGGAAGUUUGCGAACAGAGAGACACCAAGGGACUGUAUAAAAAAGCCAGAGAUGGACAGAUUAAGGGCUUCACUGGCAUCACGCAAGAGUAUGAGCGGCCCGAAGCGCCCGAGCUGGUGGUGCACACGGUGGGCAAGUCCAUCGAGGAGUCCACCAUGCAAGUCGUGCGACUAUUGGAAGCUAAUGGCAUUAUUCCAAGCUUCGAAGGCAACCAGCUUGGCGUCGAAGAACUGUUCAUAUACGGGAACAGGUUGACCAGCGCUAUCGAGGAGGCGGCCAGGUUGCCGUCUGUCGAAAUUACUACUUUGGACCUUAUGUGGGUGCAGGUACUCUCAGAAGGAUGGGCUUAUCCUCUCAAAGGAUUCAUGCGGGAAAAUGAAUAUCUUCAAGCCUUAAACUUCAACUGCCUAACCCUCGCUGACGGCUCCGUGGUCAACCAAUCAGUGCCCGUGGUGUUGCCUGUCACCACCGAAAUCAAAGACAACCUCUCCGGCUCCGAGGCUAUCGCGCUUGUGUAUGGCGGGAAACCGGUCGCCAUACUACGCGCUCCUGAAUUCUACCCACACAGAAAGGAGUAUAGGUGUGGGAAGCAAUUCACUAUUCAGCACACUGGACAUCCUUAUAUUAAGAUGAUCGAGGAGUCCGGCGACUGGCUGGUCGGCGGCGACAUCGAAGUGUUCGAGCGAGUGCGCUGGCACGACGGACUCGACUCGUACCGUCUCACGCCGAACGAGCUGCGAGCCAAGUUCCGGCAACUAGGGGCCGAUGCCGUGUUCGCGUUCCAGUUACGUAACCCGAUCCAUAACGGUCACGCGCUCCUGAUGCAAGACACGCAGCGUCAGCUGAUCGAGAGGGGUCACAAGAAGCCGGUGCUGCUGCUCCAUCCAUUGGGUGGAUGGACAAAAGACGACGAUGUGCCGUUGGAAACCCGGAUAAACCAGCACAAGGCGGUGCUCAGUGAAGGCGUUUUGGACCCGCAGUCUACUAUAUUGGCUAUCUUCCCCUCGCCUAUGAUGUAUGCUGGACCUACUGAGGUGCAAUGGCACGCGAAGUGCCGCAUGAACGCCGGCGCCAACCACUACAUAGUAGGGCGAGACCCGGCGGGGCUCCCGCACCCGGCCGGCGGCGGCGACCUGUACGACCCGCGCUACGGCGCCAUGGUGCUCAAAAUGGCGCCCGGCCUGAAUGAUCUCGAGAUCAUCCCGUUCCGCGUGGCGGCCUACGACACGUCCGUGGGUAAAAUGGCGUUCUUCGAUCCCACGCGGAAGGAGGACUUCGACUUCAUAUCUGGAACACGGAUGCGAGGUCUUGCAAAGUCUGGAAAGGAGCCACCCAAAGGCUUCAUGGCGCUAUCAGCAUGGAGAGUCCUUGCCGAAUAUUAUCAGUCGCUCAAAGCUAAAAUGGACACCAACUAAGUUUCUUCCGUCCUAUCAAUUAUUAUUCUUAGAACUAUCGAAAUUUUGACCAAAUAAAUGAGCUUAAGCUCAUCAAAUCAGCUAACGAUUUAUUGGCUAAGUAUAUAAUGCAACGAUUUAUUAAAAAACUUAUCAUUCAAAGAGCCUAUUAUGCACAAUGUUCUUUUUUAAUUGAUGCCGCUAAUUAAUGACAAUUAUUAAUAGGAAUAUAAGCUCUUUGACAUCAAUUCUUGCGCUUGGUUUUUAAGCGAUAGAAAAGUAUGUAUCGUAAAAUGAACCUUAACGUCUGCCAUCUAGCGUAUGUUAUUUCAAAUAACGUGGCACUGCCUGACUUAGAAAGAUUGGCGAAGGUCGGAAUUUAAAAUAUAAUAUUUAGGGUGGGAUUCCACUUAUCCAAUUUCUUUGUCCAAUGUGUAUUGAGUCUCACAUUUUGCUUUAAUGAGAGAGUGAGACGCACUGACAUUGGACAAAGGAAUUGGACAUGUGGAAUACCACCCUUAGUUACGUAAGUAGAAAAGAGUACAGUUAUAAUGUUAUAAUGGGUGACUACUACUAUUUUAUUUAAGAAAUAGCAUUGUAUAAACUUUCGUGAUGAAAAAUUUCAAGGCACUUAGAGUCACUCCACACUAGCGUCUUUUGAUCGUCGGCGUCUAGGCAGCGCUAUGUAUUUAAAAUGGCGUCGUGCGCAGUUGCGCCAACGUUGCGUCAAGCAGUAGCCAUAUAGUUGACUAGACGCUGACGCUCGAGAGACGCUAGUGUGGGGUGGCUCUAAGCCGGGAUGAAAAUAUUCUAAAAAUGAAAUUUUAUUUUGGUGUUGUUGCAAUAAAUGGUUUGUUUAUUUAUCGAAGCAUAAUGUAUAAUAUUAGAGUAGGUUUUGAGCCACAUUAGGUAUAGUUAUUAAUUCCAAUCCAUUUCUUCCGAUCGAAUCAUGAUAAAUAUAUUAUUUUUACAUGUACUUAAGUAUUAUAAAUGUUGUGGUUUUUUGUUGUUUGUUAUUAUAAGUGCUGUGCAUUCCGAUAUAGUGUAUUCAAAAUGUGUUUUCUACUCUUUACAUUCCGUAAAGUGA
Cydia splendana is the source of this 3103-nucleotide messenger RNA. It is a transcript of the gene Papss, whose product is annotated as bifunctional 3'-phosphoadenosine 5'-phosphosulfate synthase. Gene Ontology annotation, biological process: sulfate assimilation; 3'-phosphoadenosine 5'-phosphosulfate biosynthetic process. The transcript has 14 exons. Lineage: Eukaryota; Metazoa; Arthropoda; Insecta; Lepidoptera; Tortricidae. The coding region runs from base 124 to 2037 and encodes 637 amino acids. Gene Ontology annotation, molecular function: ATP binding; adenylylsulfate kinase activity; sulfate adenylyltransferase (ATP) activity. The record is from RefSeq and is a predicted model, not a curated record.